Messenger RNA from Cantharellus anzutake, 1085 nucleotides. RefSeq lists its product as uncharacterized. Bases 37 to 864 code for a protein of 275 amino acids. The record is from RefSeq and is a predicted model, not a curated record. Lineage: Eukaryota; Fungi; Basidiomycota; Agaricomycetes; Cantharellales; Hydnaceae. The transcript has 6 exons.
AAUCCGAUUCGUGCCAUUUUGAAUAUCCUCGGCGUGAUGAGUCGACCUCUUGUCUCUUACGACGAUAUCGCGGCACCAGCACCACCUACUUCGCCCGAUGCUGGUGGGAGACCUCUCAAGCGGAUCAAAAGGGAUGGCCAGUCUGUGAAAAAUCCUCCGGACCGAGGGGGAACGAUACCUCAUCCUCAUUGGGAUGAAGCGACAGAAGGUGUGACCAUCGCUAUGGAUUAUGGUAACGGCGAUGGCGCCAUCGUUGCUCCUACUGCUGCCCCCAUAUCAUUGAGAGAUAGUGCCUCAGUGAAUGGCCAACAAACUAUCAGUAAGCCCAAUCCUAGUACCAAGAAGCGUCAAAGGAAGAGGAGGGGUGCCCGGUCGAAGAUUUUGGACGAACUCCCCCACAUAGGACCACUCCCGACAUCCCCCGAGGCUAUACCUCAUGCUUGGGAUGAUAAUCAACUAGCUGAUGCUUGGGAAGCCGCAAAUGAGGAGUACGUGUUAAUACAUACUGGAGAACGGAGGGAAGAGACUAGGCACAAAAAUUCAAGAUGGCACAUCGGGGAUACAAAAGUCACAGAACUGCGAACUGAGCCCCAUUUAGCUGUCCCCAGAGUCGACGAUGCUGCACCCGAAGCAGACAUUCCCGCAGAAAAAGAGAAAGAGGAAGAGGAAGAGGAAGACGUCGAAAAGGUUCUUGCGGUAGGGGGUGACGAGGUCAAAAAGGAUAGUCACGUAUAUGACCCUUCUCUUACCCCUCUCCCCGGAGUGAUGUACGGCGAAAACGACGCUUUCCAAAAAGCGGUGAGUGCAUCAUACUGGCUGGGAUACUGGACAGCGAUUCGUGAGGUGCGGAAGGAUGGCAAGUGAAAUAACUGUUUGUCUCAACUUAAGGUGUAGUUUCUGAUUGAUGGGCGGACCUGAACGAACGCUUGUACGAGGGCAAAGUUCAGCUUCAUCCCGUGGUUAUGGCUAUUUGGUUAUUGCAGCUCAUUGCCAAUGGAGGACUGAUUUUGCCAAAUCUCAUCGUUGACCGGUCUUCCUGCGCCUUUUAGGUUUGUACUCAUCUCAUGAAACAACCUGUCUUUGUC